AUGUUUAUAUCAAUUAAAUCUUUUGACUAAAAGAAAUCUAUUGAGAAUUAUUUAGAUAUUUAAACUAUAAAUAAUGUAUAUUAUAAUUUUUAAUAGAAAUCAGAACAACAAAAUUGCCAUUAUUCUUGUUAAGAUUAUGAUAGCCCAUUAAAUUUCGAUUUUUUAUCUGUUCUGAAGCAUUUUAAAGAAUAUAUAUCGUCUAGUAUAAAGCCUGCAUUUGUCCACAUAAUUAAUUAGAUGAUUAAAUUAUUUAGAACUGUCUACCAUUUUCCGAUUAAUCAUUUGAUAUCAAGGUUUUACAAAAAAUUAAUGAUUGCAAAUUUGGUUAUUUUUUUUGCAUGGUAAAUUAUAUUAUAAUUAUU
Paramecium pentaurelia is the source of this 362-nucleotide messenger RNA. The record is from the annotation of a GenBank genome assembly. NCBI's taxonomy places the organism in Eukaryota, Ciliophora, Oligohymenophorea, Peniculida, Parameciidae.